AUGCAUGUGCUACAACUUAAUAAGCGAGUUCAAUCAUUUCGACAAGUGAGGGAACAAGAAACCCAUGUUAUAAUCGAUGAAAUUGGUAAAAGUUGUGGAUCGGUGGUUGAUUUAGGGGAGUUGCUAAAUUUGCUUACAAAUAAUGUAAUUUGUAGGGUGGUAUUAGGGAGAACAUAUGCAAGUAAAAAGUUUAAUGACUUGUUGGUAAGGUUUACGUAUCUUAUUGGUUGUUUUUCAGUCGGGAACUAUAUUCCGUGGUUGUCAUGGGUGGAUCGUGUGAGCGGUUUAGAGGCAAGAACAAAGAAGGUUGCUAAAGAAUUUGACGAGUUUCUUGAGGGUGUUCUUGAAGACCAUACAUAUAAGAACACAAUGAUGGAUGGAGAGGGAAAUCGAAAUGACAAAGGUCAAGAUUUACUUGACAUAUUGCUAGAUCUUGAGAUAGAGUCCAACACCAGCUUUAUGCAUAGGGAUGCCACUAAAGCUGGCAUCAUGGACUUAUUUGCUGCUGGAACUGAUACUGCAUCCACAUCCAUCGAGUGGGCAAUUAGUGAGCUAAUAAGACAUCCAAGAGUUAUGAAAAAGUUACAGAAAGAAGUGACAGAAAUAGCUCAUGGAAAACCCAUGAUUACCGAGGAUGAUUAG
This is a messenger RNA of Helianthus annuus (common sunflower), 642 nucleotides long. RefSeq names its product 3-beta-hydroxylase-like. The record is from RefSeq and is a predicted model, not a curated record. Lineage: Eukaryota; Viridiplantae; Streptophyta; Magnoliopsida; Asterales; Asteraceae. Bases 1 to 642 code for a protein of 213 amino acids. The transcript has 2 exons. Gene Ontology annotation, molecular function: monooxygenase activity; iron ion binding; oxidoreductase activity, acting on paired donors, with incorporation or reduction of molecular oxygen.